CAGUUCUCAAGUGAAAUUUUUUGUCAGUUCUGCCAGAUUCAUGAAUACGUCCGCACAUAAUCGAAGUAAAAAAAUGUAGUUUAGUAAACAGUUUGUAAAUCAAUUUCGUGGUUAAAUAUGCGCGUUCUCCGUCUGUGUUAAUUGUGUUUUUUUCGGUGCUGAAUGCAAAAACAUCGGCUUCAAUGUUUUGUGAUUUUUAGGGUUUUUUGAUGGUAUUUUAAUUUUUUUUGUAACAAUGAGCGAAGAUAAAGAAAUGGGUACGGCGAUAAACGGUGAGACAGCAGUCGUGCCUGAAUCGCCAAAACCGCUGGCGUUCACGAUUGAUUUUGGGGGUGAAAAGAAAGUAGAUCCGCAAAAGCAACAAAACAUCCUGGAGAGGAUACAAAAAAGGCACAAACGGGGCCAGUCGAUGUCCAAAAUAGAAGACAAAACGAUGAAUUGCACUCCGAAACAUCCACUGACAGGCAAUUUACCCAGAAAAUCAAGCUUCCAAUCGGAGGGCUAUUUCUCAUCGGAUGAGAAGACGGAAAGGGCGAAAAGUGCAAUAAAACGCUCAGACCUAACCUUGCAACUGAAAAACGUCGCUAUGGAUCAAAGAAUGACACAGUCGUUUCCUUCCACUGAGCUCUCUAGUAUAAUUAGCCCGGAAGUGGAGUUGAAGGACAUUUCGAGUCCGGAAUUGGAUUUAGUGAGUCCGUUUAGUCCUAGAUUUACGUCGGAAGUUAUGGCGACGGCGUCCAGUUCUGAAAGUGAGGUUAUUGUUAUUAGUGAUGAAAAUUUUGUCAAUGGGGGUGAGUUCGAUUUCGAUCAAUCUGACACUGCCAGUGACGCUGGUACAUACACCUUGGACGCUGAGAAUUACAGUGAGGAGCAGAAGGAGAGGAUGAGUAUCGAUAGGGAGUUUAAAAUUGAGACAAUGUCGGUGCAGCAGAAAACGGAGGCGUACAUUAAAAGUUUGGCGGAGGCUAGGGAGAAGAAGGUGAGUGCUUUGACCAUCAGGGAACACGAUGUGGUUAAAGCUGUGCAAAUGUUGAAAAUGAAUGAGGAGCAUUUGUUGAGGAGAAAUUUUUUACCUCCUCCUUCACCGAAGCCGAAAACUUUAUCUCCUAUUAUGUCACCGACGCAGAAUUUGUCUAUAACGCAAACGAUAGAGGAUAAGCAGUUGAAUAACAGCAGUGAAAAUGAUAGUUUGAAUAAUACGUACACGAGAAUCAUGUUUCCGAGUCCGAAGGCCAAAAACGGGGGCCUCGUGGACUCGGGCAGCGUCAUAUCGGUGACGUCGAGCGGGGCUUUUCGCUCGAAAAACGACAAACCGAAGCGCAAAUGCAGUUUGAGCAAGUCCGAGGUGCAAGUGGAGGCCUUCAUCGACGACAAACCCGUGUUCGGGGAGUUAAAAUCUACGCCCGCGAGAAAUUUAAAUCAGAAACUCACGGUCAACAUCGUCAACGUUCAGAACAUCGAGGUGGGCGGUAGACUGCCGCCCCCGGUCGGCGGGUAUUCGGGCAAGAGCUCCCCCACGAAAAUCCCGUCCCCGAUACACACCAAUCGUCCUAGGAGCACGUCUUCUCAGAAUGUAGAUUUAUCCGAUAGCAGUUUGGAUACGGAGAACAUUCUAAGACCCACGCAGAACUUCAUCAACUCUCUGCAGCAGAGGUUGUCGCUGGAGUCGGAUCCGGAUUCGGAUUUCGAGAGCAAGUACGGGAUGCAGCUGAACAAUACUGCACACCUGCUCAACAAGCAAAGAGCCACGCACAUCAGACACAACUCGCUGGACGAUCGGGCCAUGAACAUCUCGAACAAGUUGGAGCACUUUCAGAGCAAAAACCUGCAAGGUAUUGAUCAAACUUACAGCAACGUGUUUAAUCAAUAUCAGCACGGCAAGGUGAUGCACAAGAUCCAGAAUUCGCCGAACAACUCGCCGAUCAGGCGGUCGAGCAGUUUCACGACGAAAAACCAAAUCAACUCGGCCACGAAAAACACGAACGUGUUACACAGAGAAGUGAAUCUGUGUAAUUCCCCUGUGAAUCUGCAGAGGAUACAGCGUUCUAGCUCCACGGCGAGCAUUAAACCCAACCUGGCUCUAGCUCAGCGCCGUUGCAGCAUAGAGCACCAAAAAAUCGACCGCUCGCAGUUCGGCGACACGGAAUCCAGCUCGGAGGAGGACUUCGAGAAAACCCUGCAAAAACGUCGCGAUCUCGGCAACGUCGCCAGCGCGCGCUGCAACCGCGCGUUCGGGCUGAGGAGGGCGCGCGCCGACGCGGAAAGUUCCACGCCGGAAGCGCGCCGCAAGCUGCCGCAGCCGGAAGCGAGGCACCCGGAGCGCGCCAUCUCGAUGGACCGGAAGCCCGUCAAGACGGAAGUGCAGAGUCGGUAUCUGAUGGGCGUGUCGAAGCGGGCGUCGCCGUCGCCCGCCAAGGAGGUGCCGAAAAGUGUCGCCGUCAAGUUGGCGGGCGGGACGCCGCAGGCCAAGAAGGCGCAGCAGGCGUUUGCGAGGACGGACAGCGGUCGGUUCAGUAUGCGCGGCAGCCCCAAGCCGCCCGCGUCUGCGCAGAAAUCGCUCAAAAAGGACAAUACAGGUAAAAAAUGUGGUGGGACUCGCAGCAACUCGAGCCUCUCCAGUCGAGAGGUGGAAUUCCAGAACUGGAAGCGACGAAAAAGUUACGAUCCGAUGAAGGCGGCCGCAGAAGGCAAACGAAAGCAGGAGAUGGCGAAGCAGCGCGUCACCAUGACGCAGCCCUGCGGCAUGGCCAAUGGCGUCAUGACGCAGUCCUACACGGAAGCCAACCACUCGCAAGACAGCUCGCCAAGUCAUUCCAGCUCAGUUCACAGAUCACAGAGCUUUCACGGAACGGCCGCCUUGGGGCAGUUGAUCAGCUCUGAGGAGGAGGAGGAGGACUUGACCUUGUCCCCCGACGAGGGGGGGCUGAGUCCCCCCACGCCCAGCCCUUGCGAGCAAAGCCCCGUGCGCAACAGCUGGAAACAUGCGCUCCUCUCCAGAAACAACUAUCACUGAAAACACAGGUAUAGUAGGUAUCAAUUGAGCGUCUAAAUUUGGUAACAAGGUUGCGACGAGUGGCCAAACGUAUCUACAAAGAUUUGUGUACAGUAAAGACCUUGUUGUCAACUUUUAUAAGUGGGGAAUUUUAUCGCAAAUGUCAAAAAAUCUUUAUAGUUUUUUGGUGAAAUUCCGAUCACGUUGUUUGUUACCCUACAUAGGCAAAUUGUGACAUAACCGUGGUAUAUCUAAUUGUUAUUUUUUAUUUUCAUAACGACAUUUUUCGUAUGUAUGUAGGUAAUGUAUCUUACAAUAAUGCAUAUUGCAAUUAUUCAGUGAUAUUUUUUGUAGAAUUACUUUUUAUAAUUUUAGCGAAAAUGCGGGAUGUUUUUGUUAAUAUUAUUAGCUUUUGCAAGCUCAAAAACAAGGCCAAAUAUUUUAAAACAAAUCAAGAAGUAACUGCCUUUAAUGCAACAUAUUUUUUCUUCUUUAUUUCGACGCGUAUUUACUGUGAUAUCGUUUAAUAUUAAAUUAAUCUGUCCAUGUGUAAUUAAUAUUAACAUUACCUACCUACCCAACUGCAACUGUGAGCAUAUCACCGUAAUUAUUUUUUUAGUGUAAUUAUUUUAAACAACUGUUAAAUUAUUAUUUUUAAUUGGCAAUUAGCGGUUCUCAAGCCUGAAGCGUGUUUAAAGAAUAAUUGAUUUAAUAAAAAUUUAGGGGUAAGAAUAACCAACCAAAACUUGUGAUUUAUUAAAUGAGAUUAUUUGCUUUAAAUUUUAAGUGCUUGUUAUUUAAUAUGCAUUCAUUAUUAUUAUUAUUGUGAAAAUAGUUGACAGUUAUUUAUAUUUGAAUCUUCAUCUUUUAUAAUGCUUGUGUUAUCGAAAAUUAUUGCUUUAUUAUAAAUAAAAUUAUGUAUACAAUUCCGGUAUUUUUAUUUUUUUAAAUAUUACAUUCUUAACGCGCCGUCCAAUCUGAUCGUUUCACCGUUUAACAUUGGAUUUUCUAUGGCACUUUGAACAAAUUGGGCAAACUCGCAAGGAUCUCCAAGUCUGUGAGGAAAGGGAACGAUUUUUCCCACAACAUUGAGCAUUGCUUCUGGCACGGUUUGUAGCAUUGGUGUCCCAAAAGCACCUUAAACA
This is a messenger RNA of Brassicogethes aeneus, 4137 nucleotides long. NCBI's taxonomy places the organism in Eukaryota, Metazoa, Arthropoda, Insecta, Coleoptera, Nitidulidae. The record is from the annotation of a GenBank genome assembly.